AUGCUCGUCAUGCUGGUAAUUUGGCAACGCAGGGCCAUGAACCGUUCCACAGACACCCUCAUCGCAGCUCUAGCGAUGGCAGAUUUCUUGACCUCUAUUUUCAUCCUACCCUUGCCGGUGGCAGUCAGUGUACCAUCUUCGUUCCUUGGGGAGAUUUAUUGCCGACUCAUUUACGACGGCUUUUUCAUGUGGUGGGCGGUCGGAGUGUCGAUCUACACACUAGCUUUAAUCUCUGUAGAGCGUCUCAUAGCCGUCAUGUACCCUAUCUACUUCAAUCGCUACUUUACUAGAGGCAAAACAUCUAUAGCCGUUGUUGUUGUCUGGUUAUGGGUGAUACUCUUAACUCUAAACUUGAUCUUGACCUGUACCGUAGAUGGCGUAAUUCAUGCCUGCGCUUUGUCGUUCUCGCCAGCAGUCGGACAAUUCCUGGGCAUCAAGGUUUUCCUCACGUACUUCAUCAUCCCUGCUAUUGUAAUGAUUCUUGCUCAGGCUGUUACCGCUGUCAUUCUCCACCGAAAAUCAACAAAGUUCAUGGAAGGCAAUGUACAGAAAAACCGAUCCAACCCAUCACACAACCUGCUGACUGCGAAGAAUCGAGUCAUAAAGAUGCUAUUCGUGGUUGUCUUGAUUUUCAUCAUAUGCUGGGGGCCGAACACCAUUGCUUACUUUCUUUUCAAUUUCGGGUUCAUAAGCCGAAGUUUUGCCUUCAGCAACACAAAUCGUAUUCUCACGCUGCUUGCGUUUUACAACUCCUGUUUGAAUCCGAUUGUCUACACGGUUCGGCAUCCCGGGUUCCGUGAAGCUAUCCGAGGAUUGUUCACCGGCUCUAAAAUUCAUGGAGGAGCAUUAUUCGAGUCCAAAUCUGACCAAAAAGUUCUGCCCAGGGGGAAGAAAGACGCUGAAGAUCAGAUAUAA
Messenger RNA from Strongylocentrotus purpuratus (purple sea urchin), 915 nucleotides. Its product is annotated as trace amine-associated receptor 7e-like. The coding region runs from base 1 to 915 and encodes 304 amino acids. Gene Ontology annotation, cellular component: membrane. The record is from RefSeq and is a predicted model, not a curated record. Gene Ontology annotation, biological process: G protein-coupled receptor signaling pathway. Lineage: Eukaryota; Metazoa; Echinodermata; Echinoidea; Camarodonta; Strongylocentrotidae. Gene Ontology annotation, molecular function: G protein-coupled receptor activity. The transcript has a single exon.